ACGCACAGCUACGUAGUUGUCUUUAUCCUUUGGUUUCUUUUUUCGGAAGGAAAACAAAGCCAGAUGUAAUCAGCAGGAAGGAUCUCAUUACAACUUAAUACCGAUAUUCAUAGUACAAAUACAACCCAUCAGCGUGCUGAAACCUCAAGUGGAAUGUCCUAACUUCCAUUAGAACCACUAAUGCUACAACACCAUUAAGGCAUCUCCAUACUUCUUCAGGAUGGCUAGUUGCGGUGAAGUUGACCACUCAGUGAGUUCACUGCCAUCCAGUAAGAAAGGUAGUGGCAGUGGUGGAAGUGGAAGCAAUGCAGAGUCUCCAUGCUCUGGCUCCAGUAAUCCAACUGCCUCUCUUCCUGUGCCAGAAUGUGCCAUCUGUCUGCAGACCUGCAUACACCCGGUCCAGCUGCCGUGCCACCAUGUCUUCUGCUUCUUGUGUGUGAAGGGAGCGUCAUGGCAGAGCAAACGCUGUGCUCUCUGCCGACAGGAAGUACCGGAUGACUUCCUCGAAAGGCCAACACUGCUCUCUCCAGAGGAGCUAAAGGCAUCAGCAGGAGGCAGGGGCGGAGCAGCAAACGACCAUGCCUGGUACUAUGAGGGACGAAAUGGAUGGUGGCAGUAUGAUGAGCGAACCAGCCGUGAGUUGGAGGACGCUUUUUCUAAGGGCAAAAAAACUGCUGAGAUGCUCAUAGCUGGCUUCUUGUACGUAGCCGACUUGGAGAAUAUGGUGCAGUAUCGACGCAAUGAGCAUGGUCGUAGACGAAAGAUGAAAAGGGACGUUUUAGACAUCCCAAAAAAGGGUGUUGCUGGACUGCGCUUGGAUACUGACAGUGUUUCUGGGGGAGCUGGAGCAGUAGGAAGAGAGAGUUCAGCUGAUGGAGCAGAUACAGCGUCAGGUGUACAGCCGCAGCUCAUUGCUCCACCCCUCCCCCUUACUGUGAGACCCCCCACUUCACUCGGGGCUCAACCUGGAAGCAGUAGCCCCUCUCUGGAGGACGCUCUGUCUCAGCUGCAGAUCAGCCCUAGACCCACACCUUCACAGGAGCGCUCAGAGCCAGGAGAAGGAGAGGAAGAGGAGGAGGAGGAGACUUCACCCUCCAGAUCAUCAGAGCCACACACAUCUGUGGACGAGUCUGGCUCCGGAGACUGGAGUGACGACGAAGAGGAAGAUGAGGAGGGUGGGGAGGGAGAGCAUGUGGAACCCUGGGAAGGGAGGCCGAGAAGGCAAAGACUGAGCCCAGAGGACAGAGUCCCUCCUGGGGCUGACUCCACAUCUCCUCCUCCUUCAAAUCGGAGGUCUAGGAUGCCUGAUGGCCAGUGUACAGUGACUGAAGUAUAACCACUGAUUGACAAAUGUUCCCACUCAUUAAUUUAUUCUUUAUUUUGCUGAAUCUGUCACAGAGCUGAUGUGGGUGGAUUGCUUAAGUUGAAAAAUUACAUCUGACAAGUUUUCUCUACUAGUAAUGUGAGUGUACUCCAAAUACCAGGGCAGGUUGAUGCAUUAUGAAAACAGGUGUAAUGAGAUGUAACUACUUGUAUACUGUUCUAUCUAUCUCACUAGGUGGGAUUAACAGAAUUAUCAUGGCAAUUGCACAAUCAUUCUGCUAACUUUAAGCCAUUUCAUCAUACUCAUAUCUGACCUGUUUUGGUGUUACAGCUAUGCCGCCUCUUCACGGUUAUGAAUUGAAAUGUGUUUUAUGAUUAGUGCUAGUUACACUCAGUAACUUAGAAACAGCAUAAAUGAUGUUCUUCACAGAAAUGGAACGGUGAAUAAUAGAGUUGUAGUUGUACACUCUUUCAGCGAACAUGAAUAUGUGUGACAACUGCAAAGAUUAAUUUGUUUCUUAUCUACUGUCACUUGAUUCAAAUGGAAAUGGUUGUGUAACAUUUCAUUCUAAUAAUUUUUUUGGUUUGACAUAAUAAGGUAGUUUUGUUGUUAUCCCAUACAUUUUUUCUACUUUAUCUUAAAUGCUGCCUCGAUGUUUUAAAAAUAUUUGACCUAAUUGAUUUCAACUUCAGAAAUAUUUAGUGUUUAAUUACUAACAGAAUGUGAACAUUUUUACACUUGCCUUUUAACAUGACUUUGUCAUUAUUCUUUACUCUGAGGCACAGCCUCUUGAAGUUUGCCCGAUGUGAAAUUGCAUUAAAUUGAAGUGGUUUUAUCAAUUUGAAUGUGCCUGUUUGAAGAGAGUUGAACAACACCUUGUUGACAAUUGCAUUGUCUUUAUUUUAUUUUGAGUAAACCAUAUUUUUGUGUUGUUAAUGUAGCUCAUUUUAGAACAGUGCAAACAUUUUUGCCAUUACUUAGACUUAAAUGUUCUUUUUAUUUUUGUUCUACAUGCUUUGAAUGCAAAUUAAUAAAAUGGUGUAACAGUU
Messenger RNA from Boleophthalmus pectinirostris (great blue-spotted mudskipper), 2373 nucleotides. Its product is annotated as E3 ubiquitin-protein ligase rnf146-like. The record is from RefSeq and is a predicted model, not a curated record. Gene Ontology annotation, biological process: Wnt signaling pathway; ubiquitin-dependent protein catabolic process. Gene Ontology annotation, molecular function: zinc ion binding; poly-ADP-D-ribose binding; ubiquitin protein ligase activity. The transcript has 3 exons. Gene Ontology annotation, cellular component: nucleus; cytoplasm. NCBI's taxonomy places the organism in Eukaryota, Metazoa, Chordata, Actinopteri, Gobiiformes, Gobiidae. Bases 221 to 1336 code for a protein of 371 amino acids.